Messenger RNA from Moneuplotes crassus, 2000 nucleotides. NCBI's taxonomy places the organism in Eukaryota, Ciliophora, Spirotrichea, Euplotida, Euplotidae. The record is from the annotation of a GenBank genome assembly.
AUGGAUAAAUUGGAGAGUCCCUCAGAUGCGAUUAGUUCUGUGUCUGGAGGCGAACUAAAUAGCCAAGAGAGCAUUGAUAACCAGAAUUUGAACGAUAAUCAAGAACUCGAAGAAGAAAAGAUUCCUGUAAGAAUCAGGCCUAAAAGAGGUGAAGCCUCUUCUGUCGAAGACCCUUGCUCGGGUAGUCAAGAAUCCAAAGGAAUUAGCGUUGGCCAUAUCCAAAUCAGUAAUUCCGCAUCAGAAUAUGCUGUCAGCUCAUCAGAGGAAAGCUUCAGGAACAUUAAUGAGAAAGUAAGAAGACUUGAGAGAUUGAAAUAAAAACAGGGACCUUCUUCAUCGUAUUAUCAACUACCACGAAGACGAAGAUCCAGACUCUUGAGAAGAAGAUGUGCAAGUUGCUCGAAGGAAUAACCUCACCUUCGAAGCAAACCGUGUCUCAGCCAGAUUUGGCUAUAAAGAAGCAGACGAGGAGGAGAAGAAAGGACUCGAAGAAACCAAGGAGCCGGCAAGUAGUGGGAAAUCUAACCUUAGCAUGGUUCUUAAGGUCAGAAGCAAACUUAAUGAGAAUAGACGAAAGCGCAAAAGGAACCCAGACGGAGUUGAGGAAGAGUCUUAUGAAGAAUUUGUACGUAGGAAAACUAUUGUUCCCACCCAAAAUGGUCUUGAUUAUGCAGCAAUGAAGGACAGGAUCACCAGACAUCAUCCUUAUGCUGAAAUCGGAGAUAAGAAGGUCAAGUAUCCGAUAUGCAAAACCCGGACUGGCUGGAGCAGUAUAUUUGAAAGAUUAAGAAUCACGGAUUUGAAAGAUCUUGGUGUAGGAGUUUCCCUCUAUUUUAAAUUUACAAAAUAUCUCAUGGUUAUCUACCUCCUCAUGAUAUUCAUUACCCUUCCAAAUCUGAUUUUCUACAUACUUGGAGGAACCCAGGAGUUUGAAAAUGGGACUUCAAUUAAGACUCUGUUCGGGCUAACCACUCUGGGAAAUCUUGGAUCUGCAGAGACUAUGUGAGACUCAACCAACAGCUUCAGCUCUGAGGUCUAUUUAUUUUGUCGGUCUGGGACGCUUGAUAAAGUAGAAAUUUUAGGGAAAAUUCAUCCUAAAGGAUCUACCUGUCUCGACAAUGGACAAAAUUUAGCGGUGGAUAGCACUUGUGAUUACAGGGCGUUUGAUCAAACCGAUCAAGAUACUGUAGAUACUUCGUUUAGCAACCAAUGUAAAGGUGCAAAGACAUGAAAUUUCAACCUUGCAGCUAUAACUUUCCCUUCUUCAUGCUCUGGAGAGCCAUAUAUCAGAGUUGCUUGUAAAUCUGAGGAAAUUAUAGGAAUUCAGAAAAAGACAAUGUCCUUAGUCCUGGUCAUCCUUGACAUUGUUGGAAUCUACAUCUUCUGGUUCUUCGUUCAAAGACACGGAAGUUUCGAAUACUUAGAAGAAGAGAUUUUCGGUUCAGACCUCACCGGUCGUGAUUUCACCGUAAUGAUUAAAAACUUACCUGGAGACCAAGAUCCACGAGUUUUAAAGUCCAAAUUAUGGUUAUUUCUUGAGAACCUCUUGGCUGAGAACCCAGAUCAGGUAAUCCGACUUCAGGAUGACCCAAAUGCACACAAGUUGGUAGACAUUAACUUUGGUAUGAGCGACUUCGGGGUGAUGCAUUUCUACUUGAAAAGGACUCAAUUCACCAAACAAGAGGCGGUCCUUAACGUAAAGAUAAGCAUUCUAAUCGACACUGAGAUGGAACCCAAGCCUAAGCAGAAGAAGAUCAGAGCUUUGAGGAAAUAAACUAGCCAAGGUGAUAAAGGCAAAGGUUAAGAAUGAAAGAGCUUAUCAAAAAUUUAAGGAGACUUAUUCUCAACAAGUCGUUAAAGCAUUCGUGACUUGUCAAAGCAUGGAAGGCAAGCUAUAAGACUGCUUAAGCUAUAUAAUAUUAAUCGUACUGCAAGAUGGUGCAAACCUGAGAGGUUUAAAGAGAAGGAAUUUGAAGGGAAAUUACUGGACAUUAGACACC